Molecule: messenger RNA, 3597 nt
Organism: Sceloporus undulatus (fence lizard)
Lineage: Eukaryota; Metazoa; Chordata; Lepidosauria; Squamata; Phrynosomatidae
Gene: RIPK4
Product: receptor interacting serine/threonine kinase 4
Exons: 8
Coding region: 61-2427 (788 amino acids)
Biological process (GO): protein phosphorylation
Cellular component (GO): nucleus; cytoplasm
Molecular function (GO): protein binding; protein kinase activity; ATP binding
Source: RefSeq, a predicted model, not a curated record
GCAGCAGCAGCAGCAACGCCAGAGCCAGAGCCAGGCAGGCAAGGCGAGGCAGUGUCCCCGAUGGAGCGCCCGGGGGCCCUGGGGCUGGGGCUGCUGAAGACCUUCGACUCGGGGGAGUUCGUCAGCUGGGAGAAGAUCGGCUCCGGGGGCUUCGGCCAGGUCUACAAGGUCCGCCACGUCCAUUGGAAGACCUGGCUGGCCAUCAAGUGCUCGCCCAGCCUCCACGUCGAUGAGAAGGAGCGUAUGGAACUGCUGGAAGAAGCCAAGAAAAUGGAAAUGGCAAAAUUUCGCUAUAUUCUUCCUGUUUAUGGCAUAUGUAAGGAACCUGUGGGCUUGGUCAUGGAAUACAUGGAGACAGGAUCACUGGAAAAGCUGCUGGCCUCAGAACCACUGCCUUGGGAGCUACGCUUCCGAAUUAUUCAUGAGACGGCUGUGGGCAUGAACUUUCUGCAUUGUAUGUCCCCACCUCUGCUCCAUCUGGACCUUAAGCCAGCAAAUAUACUGCUUGAUGCCCAUUAUCAUGUCAAGAUUUCAGACUUUGGAUUAGCCAAAUGCAAUGGCCUUUCACAUUCUCAUGAUCUCAGCAUGGAUGGACUAUGUGGCACCAUCGCAUAUCUUCCUCCAGAACGCAUUAAAGAGAAGAACAGAUACUUUGAUACCAAGCAUGAUGUCUACAGCUUUUCCAUUGUUAUCUGGGGAGUUCUCACACAGAAGAAGCCCUUUUCAGAAGAGAAUAACAUUCUACACAUCAUGGUGAAAGUUGUUAAUGGCCACCGCCCAGAACUACCAGCUAUUUCUAAAUCCAGACCUCGUGCAUGUAAUAACUUGAUCAAACUGAUGCAAAAGUGCUGGCAAGAUGACCCUAGCAAAAGGCCAACAUUUCAAGAAAUUACCUCUGAAACAGAAGACCUCUGUGAAAAACCAGAGAAUGAAAACAAAGAAAUGAUGGUCCAAGAGGAUGUUAAGACUACUCAAGCUUAUCCCAAGGAGAUUCCAGGGCUAUCCCAGCUAAAGCAAGGGGCUGGCCCUGUGUCAGCUAAGGAUUACAGUCUUUCUGAGUUGUUGUCUCAAUUGGAUUCUGGAAUUUCACAGACACAACAGCCUGAAGAGCUCAGCCGUAGUGCUUCUGAAUCAAGGCUUGCUUCCAGUGACAAGAGGCUUUCAGGAGUAUCCUCUGUAGACUCUGCCUUUUCUUCACGAGGUUCCCUGUCGCUGUCCUUUGAGAGGGAGAAUUCUGGAAGUGAUAUUGGUUCAACAGAUAUUCAGAAAAGAAAGUUGGCUGAGGCAAUCACUUCUGGAGACACUGGCAAACUGAUGAAGAUCCUUCAGCCUCAGGAUGUUGACCUUGUUUUGGAUGGGAACUACAGCCUUCUGCAUUUGGCUGUUGAGUCUGGCCAGGAAGAAUGUGUCAAGUGGCUCCUUCUGUAUAAUGCCAGCCCCAAUCUGACCAACAAGAAAGGUUCUACACCCCUCCACAUAGCUGUAGAAAAAAGGAAUAAAAGCAUUGUUGAACUACUACUGGCCAGAAAAAUUAACGUGAAUGCUAAAGAUGAGGACCAGUGGACAGCCCUGCAUUUUGCUGCCCAGAAUGGGGAUGAGCUGAGCACACGACUGCUGCUUGAGAAGAAUGCUUUGCCAAAUGAGAUAGACUUUGAAGGAAGGGCUCCCAUUCAUGUUGCCUGCCAGCAUGGCCAAGAGAACAUAGUACGCAUCUUCUUGAGAAGAGGGGUUGAUGUCGAUGUCAAAGGAAAGGAUGACUGGGUGCCUUUACAUUAUGCUGCCUGGCAAGGUCACCUAUCCAUUGUGAAGCUUCUGGCCAAACAGCCAGGGGUCAAUGUGAAUGCACAGACAGUAGAUGGAAGGACCCCACUACACUUGGCAGCCCAGAGAGGCCAUUACAGAAUUGCUCGUAUACUCAUAGAACUGCAGUCAGAUGUCAAUAUAAGAAAUGUGUUUCUUCAAACGGCUCUACACAUAGCUGCCGAAACCGGUCACACCAGUACUUCAAGGCUGCUUCUCAACCGCGGUGCAGACAAAGAAGCAACAACAGUGGAAGGCUGUACUGCACUCCAUCUGGCAGCACGCAAUGGCCACUUAUCCACCACUAAGUUGUUGAUUGAGGAAGGGGCAGAUGUCAUGGCCAGGGGCCCUUCAAACAGGACAGCACUGCACCUUGCUGCUGAAAAUGGACACGAUGAAGUGGCAAAGGAACUUGUCAACCUGGAGAACAUCAACGAUCCUGAUGAGGAAGGGUUGACGGCUUCCCACCUGGCAGCAAGAGGUGGACACACAUGCACAGUAGAACUUCUGCUAAAGCACGGGGCACUUGCCGGUACAAGCAUUGCAUUUCAGACCCGACCACAAUUAGUUCAACACAAUGGGGGCAGUGCUACUGUUGCUGCUGUCAUGCUACUUAAUGAAACAUAAGGGUGCUUCUUUGUGUCCUUCAUCUUCUCUAUGGAGAAGAGGUUCCUUUGGCAGCUAUUGUGGCACAAUGUCUGCUCCACUUUGCAGCUAUGUUCUGCUUGAACCCAAGCAGAAGAUAAUGGCUGAUGCAGCAAUACAUUCCUAACAGAUUAAGGAAGCAUGGGAGCAGGAGUUGCAAUGUGUUGAGCACAGUCGAACGUCUUCCUUGCAAGGUAGUGUUGAGAAAGCCAUUUAUAGAGACAGCAGUGUGCUUUCCUGGUACUUUAGGAAAAGGAGAGGCCUUGCCCAAUGAUCUCUACAGUUAGAUGAGGAUGAACUUUUUUAUUUCCUUUUCUUUAAAGAAAAGGUUAAAUGGACACUUAGCUCUUUCAGUGUAGACUCAAUAUCUAAUAUUUCAAACAAAAUUAUUAAGACAAGUGAUGGGAAAAACAUCAUUUCAGUAUCACUAGAAUAUUACUGAAAUUUAUUUUUCUACCAUACUUCCAUGGUCAGUGUGAUCAUUUGAAAACAUAACAAGGGUGGUUAUGCUUAAACCAUGUAUAUUAGGAGCAAAAUCUCAGUUUCAUGAUGCAAAAAAGUUCUUGGAAAAAAAAUGUAAGCACUACCAAUUUCAAAGACACACAUUUCGGUUCAGUCAUAUGGUCACUUUUUCCAUGAUCAUCACCAUCAGCCACUGCUUGCAAUAAGAGCUGCAAGCAUCCAAAUGUUAAUUGAAUGGGGGAGUAUUGCAUGGAAAUUCAUUUCUGAUACACAAUACCAGUUUGUGUAUAUAUACAGUGUAUAUGUAUGUAUAAAUGUGUGAAUGUGAAUGAAUGGAGCAGAACACAAAGGGGGCCCUGUGCGCGCAUAUAUUUGUGGACUGGAAAAGUCCACAAUUCAUAAAAAACAGAAAAGUAGAUAAAUUAUCAGUCUAUAAAUUUCUUAAGAGCAUUUUUUUAAUGUUGUAAAUUACUGAACCACAUAUACAGUGCUGCAGUGCCUUCUGGGUGAAUUUGCUGUGUUUGUUAGACUAAUAUAAAGAUAUACUGUGUAUAUAGUAUUUCAGUCCAUUGUACAUCUUCUUUUUCUACUACAGAAAAUUGAAAGUGUAGAUCUGGGUAUGUUUUAAUACGCCUUUUAUAAUUUGCAUUGUUUUCAAUUGUGAUUGCUUUUAUCAAUAAAACAGUUCUG